AUGGGUGUGUUAAAUAUUUCAGGUAGGCUUUUGACAGUCCUGCUUUUAGCUGGCAAUACGUUGUUGUUGCUGUUGAUCGUUCUUUCCGGGGGGAUCGACAAUCGUCCGAUUAAUCGACUCUACUGGUUGGAGGCGAACACUACGGCUAUCGAUGGAGCGCCCGACGUGUCUAGGUGGACGUUCUGGGGUCUAUGCUCGAAGACUGAUAAUAGGAAUACAAACUGUUCUCUGUCGCCAGCGUAUCCGCUGUCGCCAUCUGAGAAUUUCAAAAUGUCGUCUGGUGUUCCUUCUGAUUUUACUAGCAAUAUGGACACUUACUACUAUUUGUCUAGGUUUUCGUUUUGUUUCUUUUGGAUUGCUCUGUCGUUUUUGGGUAUUGGCUUUUUGUUCUAUGUUUUCACCUGGUGUUCUUAUUCUUUUACCAAGGUUGUCUUUACGCUGGUCCUUAUCGGAUGUAUGUUUGACAUGGCGGCUGUGGCAUGCCAGACUGCGGUCAUUGUGAUGGCGCGGAAUGCUUUCAACGAAGGAAAUAUGUCUCCCAAGAUCGGUGCAGCUAUGAUGGGGCUUGCCUGGGCUAGUGUUGCUUGUUCUAUUAUCACCUUCUUCGGUACAGGUAUUUCUUUUAUCCGUAGGGCAUGGAGAGCACACAAGGAGUACGUCGAGAUGCAGAACUACAAGGAGCAGGCAUUGAGAUAUCAGAACACCAAGGAGACUGCUGCGAUGGAUCAGCCAGUUGUAUAUGAUACCAAUCCGGACUUGGAGAAUGCAAGUGCUAUUGUGGGUGAUGAGCUUCAUCAUCAGCCCGAGACCCAUCAAAGUGGUGUAAAGUUCUUUAAGGUUAGAAGAAACAAAAAGGUUGCGGAUGAUGACUCCAUCUAA
Messenger RNA from Eremothecium cymbalariae DBVPG#7215, 879 nucleotides. It is a transcript of the gene SUR7, whose product is annotated as Sur7p. The transcript has a single exon. Lineage: Eukaryota; Fungi; Ascomycota; Saccharomycetes; Saccharomycetales; Saccharomycetaceae. The coding region runs from base 1 to 879 and encodes 292 amino acids. The record is from RefSeq and is a predicted model, not a curated record. Gene Ontology annotation, biological process: cortical actin cytoskeleton organization; fungal-type cell wall organization; septin cytoskeleton organization. Gene Ontology annotation, cellular component: plasma membrane; membrane raft; cell cortex.